This is a messenger RNA of Cynoglossus semilaevis (tongue sole), 1258 nucleotides long. RefSeq names its product signal peptidase complex subunit 2 (gene spcs2). NCBI's taxonomy places the organism in Eukaryota, Metazoa, Chordata, Actinopteri, Pleuronectiformes, Cynoglossidae. Gene Ontology annotation, biological process: protein targeting to ER. The coding region runs from base 96 to 704 and encodes 202 amino acids. The transcript has 5 exons. Gene Ontology annotation, cellular component: membrane; signal peptidase complex. The record is from RefSeq and is a predicted model, not a curated record.
AAGAAACGAGAGACGCGCAUGUUCCAGUCAGAUCCAGCAGAGCGCCAAUCAGAGACGGACAGAUCACGGCUUCCGUAUUGGUGGUAAAAAGAAACAUGGCUGCCGCGAGGAACGGGAAGAACGGUCUACUGGAGAAAUGGAAAAUCGAUGAGAAACCAGUGAAAAUUGAUAAAUGGGAUGGAGCUGCUGUCAAAAACUCCCUGGAUGAUGCAGCAAAGAAGGUGUUGCUGGAAAAGUACGGUUACGUGGAGAACUUCAGUCUGGUGGAUGGCCGUCUGUUGAUCUGUACUGUAUCAUGUCUUUUUGCCAUGUUGGCCCUGGUGUGGGACUACCUGCAUCCCUUCCCUGAGUCCAGACCAGUGCUGGCCUGCUGUGUCAUUUCGUACUUCGUCAUGAUGGGCAUCCUGACACUCUACACGUCCUACAAAGAGAAGAAUAUCUUCCUGGUAGCACUGCAGAGGGAUCCAGCAGGGAUGGAUCCAGACCACGUGUGGACACUUUCAUCCUCUCUCAAACGGUUUGAUGAUCAGUACACACUCAGAGUUUCCUUUACUGAUGGGAAGUCCCGCAGGUUUAGGGAGGCAGAGUUCAUGCGCUCGGUGUCGGCCUUCUUUGAUGAGAAUGGCACACUGGUGAUGGACCAGUUUGAAAAGUGUGUUUCUAAACUGCACGACACACUGUCGUCUGACAAGAAGUCAAAGUAAAACAGUGUGGUCACGGUGGUGGCUUGUGAUGAAACAGCUAGACGUCCACUGCAGAAGCACAUGAUGUCACCAUGUGGUAGUUUACCACCUUAGUGAGGACCAGACUGUUUCUUGUGCAGAUGAUUUCUGUGAGUUGAAUUCAGAGAAAAAUGAAUAAAAUUCACUGGAAUCAUCAACAAUCUUUCCCACCUGUUGUCUGCGGUGUGGCAGAAGUCUUCAGAAACAAAAAAAACAAAUUUUCUUUUUUUUUUUUUACUUCAUUUCAACUUAUCCUAUUUUACUUUUCAAUUAGCAAUUGUUUAUUUUGCCAUCAAACAGCAGCUGUGUCAGUAACACUCUACUGUGUUAGUAACACAUUAUAGUAGCCAAAAAAGUCAGGCAAUUCUCUAAAGCCAUCUCAACUUUUUUAGGCACAGAUGUUUGAGGUCAUCGUCUUUCAUUUUUGGGUUUUCUGACAACCAAAACAGAAAUUUGUCUUAAUGUGGACCACAUUUAAUUUUAACCAUAUGUAUGUAAACAUCGUGACAAAAUUAAAGAGGGAUUCUGUUACACAA